This is a messenger RNA of Colletotrichum lupini, 1353 nucleotides long. RefSeq lists its product as uncharacterized. Bases 1 to 1353 code for a protein of 450 amino acids. The record is from RefSeq and is a predicted model, not a curated record. The transcript is spliced from 4 exons. Lineage: Eukaryota; Fungi; Ascomycota; Sordariomycetes; Glomerellales; Glomerellaceae.
AUGAUACUCGAACCGAAGGACUUCCCGCAGAUGUGGCAAAAGCCGUCAAGUGAUGACUUACUCAGCACGCUGAAGCAACUGGAACUUAGCCCUCCGGUAUGGAGUCACAAGCGCAGGCGAUCUGAUAUCAUUCAUGAACAAGAGGCCACGGCGUAUUUCCGGCGCGAAGUGACGAUGUACCUAUCGUCCAUCAUCAAGAGCGGCCUCUCCUGGAUUGAGGACGAUGACAAGAAGGAGGAAGUAUGGUCAGAGGCUAGCCGCAGGAUGACGGAACGAUGUGGAAGAACCGCCAUGGGCGAGAUUACUCGGCGAUGGCCCUUUAGAGAAGAGGACCUCACGCCGACCUUUGAGCUCAUCAUCCGGGAGCCGCCCCUGACCGGCGACUCACUUGGUCUCAAGACCUGGGGGUCUUCUUACGUUCUCGCCAAGCACUUGCCAUCUAUUGGUUCGACAGCUCUCUUCCGGCUCUUUGACGAAUCUCUGGGCGAGCCGCGGCCAUCUAUCUUGGAAUUAGGUUCUGGCACAGGCCUACUUGGACUUGCGGCGGCAGCUUUGUGGAAGGCUCAUGUAAUUCUCAGCGACUUGCCAGAUAUCAUGUCGAAUCUUUGCCAUAACGUCGAGGCCAACCGUGCCACGGUGGAGAAGCUGGGAGGUUCAUUGAACGCUGGUGCACUUACUUGGGGUGGCUCAGGGGAUGAAGAAGUUGAUCAGGAUUUCUUUGGCAAACGAAACCAGUUCAAGGUUGUCCUCGCUGCUGACCCCCUUUACGACGACUGUCAUCCAGGGCUUCUGGCAGGUGCAUUUUCUGAGCAGCUAUCAAUUGCAGACGAUGCUCGCGCAGUUGUAAUGGUCCCGCUACGAGACGAAACCACCAAAAAGCUUCUCAAGGCUUUCCGAGAUGCUAUGGGAAGCCAGGAAAACCCUCUACUAUGCAUUGAGGAAGGAACACUCGAUGGCCAGGAUGACUGGGGUGAAGACAAGGAGGGCACCGACGUGACUUGUUGGUGCAACCAACUUUACCGUCCGUCCCAACCCGUUGCCGUGCCGCGUGUCCAGCUCACGGGAGGCUCCUUCCCCCAGGAGAACCUCCUUCCAUCUUCUAUGUAUACCUGUGGCCCUGAAUCACUGCCUCUUCAAAAAUCACUCGUCCUUCCCUCUGAGAAAACUCGUGGAUCACUCUCCUACGGUCCUUUCUCCUCGCUUCCUUACUUCCGAAGUUUCUCACUUCUGAACUUCCUUACUUCCAAACUUCCAAACUUCACACAAAUCUUCUUCCUCUUCUCACACACUGUCCCAAACAAUCCAACCCAAGCUAUCCUAUCCACGAUACACGGCCUCUCGGUAUGCACCUGA